AUGGUGGUUACGAUCAAGAUUGUUAAAGCUCGUCAGAUCUUCGAUAGCCGUGGAAAUCCAACCGUCGAAGUUGAUGUUACUCUUAGUGAUGGAACUUUUGCUAGAGCUGCUGUUCCUAGUGGUGCUUCAACAGGUGUUUAUGAAGCGCUGGAAUUGAGGGAUGGAGGCUCAGACUACCUUGGGAAAGGUGUUCUUAAGGCUGUCGAGAAUGUGAAUUCAAUUAUAGCACCUGCUCUUCUUGGCAAGGACCCAACCAAGCAGACUGAAAUCGACAAUUUUAUGGUACAGCAGCUUGAUGGAACUGUUAAUGAGUGGGGAUGGUGCAAGCAGAAGCUUGGAGCCAAUGCUAUUUUGGCCGUGUCACUCGCUGUCUGUAAAGCUGGUGCUUUAGCAAAGAAAAUUCCUCUGUACAAGCAUAUUGCAAAUCUAGCCGGAAACAAGACUUUGGUAUUACCUGUACCUUCAUUCAAUGUUAUCAAUGGAGGCUCACAUGCAGGAAAUAAGCUUGCAAUGCAGGAAUUCAUGAUUCUCCCUGUUGGGGCAUCUUCUUUCAAAGAAGCAAUGAAGAUGGGUGUAGAAGUCUACCAUCAUCUAAAGGCUGUGAUUAAAAAGAAGUAUGGACAAGACGCUACUAAUGUGGGUGAUGAAGGUGGCUUUGCUCCUAACAUCCAGGAAAACAAAGAAGGACUUGAGCUUCUCAAGACUGCCAUUGCAAAAGCUGGUUAUACUGGAAAGGUUGUAAUUGGGAUGGAUGUUGCUGCUUCAGAAUUUUAUGAUAACAAGGGCAAAACAUACGACUUGAAUUUCAAGGAAGAGAAUAACGAUGGAUCAGAGAAAAUCUCAGGAGACAGCUUAAAGAAUGUGUACAAGUCAUUUGUGUCAGAUUACCCAAUCGUGUCCAUUGAGGAUCCAUUCGAUCAGGAUGACUGGGAGCACUAUUCAAAAUUAACAGCUGAAAUGGGUCAGCAAGUACAGAUUGUUGGUGAUGAUCUCCUUGUUACCAACCCAAAGCGUGUGGAAAAAGCAAUUAAGGAGAAGUCUUGCAAUGCCCUUUUGUUGAAGGUGAAUCAAAUUGGCAGUGUAACUGAAAGUAUUGAAGCUGUGAGAAUGUCUAAGCAAGCUGGCUGGGGUGUCAUGGCUAGCCACCGAAGUGGUGAAACUGAGGAUACCUUCAUUGCUGAUCUCUCAGUUGGGCUAGCAACAGGUCAGAUCAAGACGGGAGCUCCCUGCAGAUCUGAAAGGCUUGCUAAGUACAACCAGCUUCUUAGGAUCGAGGAGGAGCUUGGUGCUGCAGCAGUCUAUGCUGGUUCCAAAUUCAGGGCCCCCGUUGAGCCCUAUUGAUAUUUGAACGUAAACUGCAGCAGUUUGUGCUGGUUCCAAACUCGGAGCCUUGGUGGAGCUCUAUUGAUAUUUUGAUGCAAACUGCGUUAAAUAAGUUUCUAUUGACGCUGACAGCACGGGCAUAUCUGAUAUAUUUCUACAUUUGUUGAACCGUCUGUAUAAGAGAAUAGAUUUUUUUGAAGAACUCUAAGAAAAUCUAUAUAGUUUUGUCGAGUGUGUAAUUUUGGAACUAGGGCAACAGGGAAGUACUUUGAAUUUGAUGUGUCUGUUUGGGGUGGCUUUGAAUUUGAUGCGUCUGUUUGGGGUGGCUUGGCUUGGUUAAAUAUCAAAUAUUAACACAUUCUGGGUGGAUUAUAUUGAUUUCUAUGCACAUCUUGACUUGUGAAAAAUAUUAUCUACUAUCAUAUAGUUCAUA
Messenger RNA from Medicago truncatula (barrel medic), 1756 nucleotides. RefSeq names its product enolase. Gene Ontology annotation, biological process: glycolytic process. Lineage: Eukaryota; Viridiplantae; Streptophyta; Magnoliopsida; Fabales; Fabaceae. The record is from RefSeq and is a predicted model, not a curated record. The coding region runs from base 1 to 1341 and encodes 446 amino acids. Gene Ontology annotation, cellular component: phosphopyruvate hydratase complex. The transcript is spliced from 17 exons. Gene Ontology annotation, molecular function: magnesium ion binding; phosphopyruvate hydratase activity.